Molecule: messenger RNA, 1337 nt
Organism: Yamadazyma tenuis ATCC 10573
Lineage: Eukaryota; Fungi; Ascomycota; Pichiomycetes; Serinales; Debaryomycetaceae
Source: RefSeq, a predicted model, not a curated record
GUAAAAAUUUUCAAUACCCACCUCAACUUGUGGUGAGUCGCGCAAAUAGCGUGCACCCACCAACAAGGACAAAAAGGCCCUUGUCAAUCGAUGAGACAAACACCAAUCACAGUAUCAUGUCAGAUAUAGAAUACUCUAUUGCCGGGAAACAGUUGAAGUUGAACAGUGCCGAGGACGUCGAAUUCAUUGCAAAAGAUUUGUCAGACAAAUCGGACAUCGAGAAAAUCGAUUUAUCUGGUAAUACUAUCGGGAUCGAAUCGUCAGAGAGAAUCAGUGAAAUCUUGACCAAGUUCCAACAUUCCUUGAAAGAAAUAAACUUGAGUGAUAUCUUCACCGGUAGAUUAAAUACCGAAGUCCCCAAAUGUUUGGACCAUUUGUUGCCAACAUUGUUGAAGUUUCCAAAGUUGACAACCAUCAACUUGAGUGACAAUGCUUUGGGUUUACAAACAAUUGAACCAAUUGAAAACUAUUUGGCCAAGGCCUAUACCUUGGAACACUUGAUCUUGUCCAACAAUGGAAUGGGCCCCUUUUCCGGCGAAAGAAUCGGAAAGGCCUUAUACAAGUUGUCAACCUUGAAGAAACAAAAGAAGUAUCCUAGUUUGAAAACUUUCAUUUGUGGCAGAAACAGAUUGGAAAACGGUUCUAUGAAAUACUUGGCUCUUGGGUUGAUCAACCACAAAGACUUACAAGAAGUCAGAUUAUAUCAGAAUGGUAUCAGACCAAUUGGAAUUGCCACUUUGCUCAGUGGCUUGAAGCAGAAUCAGAAGUUGAAGGUGUUGGACUUGCAAGACAAUACUUUGACUUCUUUGGGUUCUAGUGCAAUUGCCUCCAACUUGGGUUCCUGGACUGCCUUGGAAGAGUUGAACUUGAACGACUGUUUGACCAAGUCCAAAGGUUUCCUCCACAUCUUGACCAACUUACCUCUUGUAAAAGAUUUGAAGGUUUUGAAAUUGCAGUACAAUGAGUUGGACAAGACAGCUUUGACCAAAUUGUACGAGUUGAUUGAUUCUGGAAAAGUCACCGUACAGAAGUUGGAGAUCAACGGGAACAAAUUGGAAGAAGAUGACGAGUUGAUUGAAAAGUUUGUGGAAUUGUUCGAAGACAAGGAAAUUGACGAUUUAGAUGAGAUGGAAGGUGAGGAUAGCGAUGAGGAAGAUGAAGAUGAUGAAGAAGAUGACGAAGAGGUGGAAAUCAUAGAUUUUGUUGCAUUGGGUAAAGAGUUAGACGGCACCGACGAAGACAAGGAUGAAGCCGUGGACGAUGUGGCCGAAGAGUUACAGAAGACCCAUAUUAAUUAGGUAUCAAUUAGGUAGUAAAUGUAAUUUUGCAGAUGUUCG